This is a messenger RNA of Cloeon dipterum, 1466 nucleotides long. RefSeq lists its product as uncharacterized. The transcript is spliced from 2 exons. Bases 183 to 1250 code for a protein of 355 amino acids. Lineage: Eukaryota; Metazoa; Arthropoda; Insecta; Ephemeroptera; Baetidae. The record is from RefSeq and is a predicted model, not a curated record.
GAUUAGAGAUAGAUUUUUCUUCCCGCAUGAACAAAAUUAAACAUUCACUGUGUACCUAGCAGUGUUAAAGUUCAAAUCAACUAAAUAUUUGGAAGUUUCCAGGAGGAACCACCAUUCUUCACUGAGCUUCUCCCGCGAACGCACGCUCUCUAAUAUCUCUGCUGGACAAGCUGCUGUACAGGAUGAUAUACUCAGGAAUUAUGUGUUGGCUUCUCAGCCUGUUAGUCAUCAACGCCGUAGUAUGUGAAAUACACACCACAGAGCAACAAGAAAACGAGCCUGGAGAGGGUUUACCAAACAUUAUGGUUAAUCAAAGUGAAGGCAACGAGAAAAGCAAAAAUAAUCCAGUUAUUAUUGCGAAUCAGUCAAAAACUGCCUCUGCCAAUAACCUAAUCGAUUCGCAGCAAUGUCAAGACGUGAAAAAUAUUUUUGGGAAGAUAUUAGAACAAGUUAAGAACCUGACGCAAGACUCCAAUGAGCUCAAGCAGUCCAUGGACAGAUUUACAAAGACGAUCAACAUAUUAGAACAAGUUAAGAAUCUGACACAAGACUUUAAUGAGUUCGAGCAGCUCCUGGAAACAUUUAUGAAGACGAUCAACUACACAGUAGAUAUCAGAACUUCGACAUUGAUUAGCAGCAUUGCUGCACUCAUCAGUUCGCCAAUUGAAAGCCAACUUGCCUCUGCCACCGAACAGCUCAGCGAAAUGUUCACCGAACUAAAAAUGGACUGCGACGAAUCUAUCAAGGUCAGGCUGGCCAUUGAGAGCUACAAACAAACUAUUGAAAACCAUUUCAAGAGCAUGGAGGAUAUGUUCCAAAAUGACGACAGGCUCACCAAACACGACUUGCGCAUCGAACUUGACCCUUUAAACGACACCAUUGUGAAAAUUCGUGACUUAAUCGUUACUAUUCGAUCAGAAGCGAGUGAAGUCCGCCAAUUUUGUGAAACCUUGAAGACUGACGGGGAUGCAGAGGACAUCAAGGACAUAAAACAAAACAUCAAAACCAUUUUGGCCAUCGGAAUGGCUAGUUCUACUGUGUUGACCGAGAUAACGGAAAAAGUUGGGAGUUUGCAGUUCCAAUCGAGGGUAUUGUUCUUGGUAUUGGUGCUGGGGCUCCUGAUCCAAUUUGUCACCGCACUCGUCAUUGUGACGUGUUGGUGGAACAUGAGCAACAAUGCCUCUUAUUCUCCUGUGAAUCAAGCAAUACCAAUGAGAAGUCUCAGCCGACGGUCAAAUAUAGGCAAGUAAAAAACUCUUUUCGCUGUGUAAGAAUAAUAUUUUUUUAAAUGACUUUUAUUGGUUUGCAGCUACGAGUAACGUGGAGUGAUUAGGAUGGGCUUGAUUAUGAUUUAAUCAUUGUGCACUUUUUGAUUUGUAUAAGAGAGAAAUUAAAUAAAGUGAUGUUUUAUGUUUCUGGUUAGCAAUUGGAAAUAUUUUUAUUGAAAAAUAUGUUGCUGAAAGUCC